UUACCUUUUAAUUUUUAUUGUUGAUUUUAACUGUAUUCUGUAGUUUACUUCACUACUGUUAAAUUUCAAUAGAAAUUACUCAUUAUAGAGUAUAGACAAGGCAAGAGUUGACAAUUAAUACAUAUUUCUUUAUACCCGUUAGAUUGAUAUUGUAUACUUACGAACUUACGAAAAUCUAAUAAUGAAUUUCCAAGAUUGUUCCGAUAGUGACGAUAGUAAUGAUAUGGAUUACAAACCUCCAGGAGAGGAGGAAAAUUUAUCUGAAGUUGAGUCGGAUGAUCCUAUUGACGAAGAGGAUUCUUCAGAAAAAACAACAUCUCGAUCUAAGGCAAUUUCUAAAAAACGAACAAAGGGAAAUAAGGGAUCUCAAAAAAAAACUAAACUUAGAGAUAAAAAAUAUGAAGUUACAGAAGAGCCGUUUGAGGAAACAAAUCCUGCAUUAGAUAAAUCUGAGGAAGAAAAAAAGCGUUUAGAUGCUUUGUGGGAAGAUUUUCAACGACCUGCUGUGAAAAAAUCAACUUCUAAUAAACCUAAUGCAAAUGAAGACAAAUCUAAAUCAAAGGAACCUGUGAAAUCAUCUAAAAAACCUGAUGCAACCAAAAAAAGAGAUUUUGAAGAAAUGUUUGAAAACCCAUCAUCUGCAAACAAAAUCGAAACAAGUUCUAGUAUUGACGUACAACAAAAUGAAUCUGAACCAUCAACAAAACCUUCAAUUCCUGUAUUUAAAAAAACAGGUGGUUUGGCAAGUGUAUUAGGUCAAAUUGGUAAAAAAGAUAAACUGACAGUCUUAGAAAAGUCCAAAAAAGAUUGGGAUAGUUAUAAACAAAAGGAAGGUAUUGUCGAAGAAUUAGUGACGCAUAACAAAGGGAAAGACGGGUACUUAGAAAAACAAGACUUUUUAGAACGUACUGAUUUACGGCAAUUUGAAUUGGAAAAAGCCAUGAGAUCUGCUAAUAGAUCACAUAGAAAUUAGUCGGUAUAGUGAUAUUAGAUUUAAUUUGUUUUCAAUUUGUACGAGUUUCAUAAAAGAUGUGUCUGCUUCCACUUUUUUUUUAAACUAUAUGUAGAAAUAUUGGAAUUUUACAUGGUUUAUUUACCUAUAACUCAUAUAAAUAUUCAUUGAUAUUUAAGACUUUUUUUAAGAAUAAAAAUAUUAAUAAUUAUAUCAAUGAAACCGUAGAUUUAAUUUUUGCUUCAAAUAUUAUAGAUUUAAGACCUACUGGAGUGUUUAAUA
Adelges cooleyi (spruce gall adelgid) is the source of this 1234-nucleotide messenger RNA. It is a transcript of the gene Yeti, whose product is annotated as craniofacial development protein 1. Lineage: Eukaryota; Metazoa; Arthropoda; Insecta; Hemiptera; Adelgidae. The coding region runs from base 182 to 973 and encodes 263 amino acids. The transcript is spliced from 6 exons. The record is from RefSeq and is a predicted model, not a curated record.